Molecule: messenger RNA, 1422 nt
Organism: Closterium sp. Yama58-4
Lineage: Eukaryota; Viridiplantae; Streptophyta; Zygnematophyceae; Desmidiales; Closteriaceae
Source: the annotation of a GenBank genome assembly
AUGCAGUUCUGUUUUGUAAAGCACACAUGUGAUGUGUGUCUAUACGGCGGAUAUGCUUCCGCGCUCGCCUCAACCUAUGCCACCAGGCGUGCCUCGCGCACGGUCGUCUUUCUGCGUCUCAUGGCGCGUCGGCUCUGUGAGCAUGCGACCGCGUGCGCGCAAGAAGCGCAUGUGGCGGCGGCGCUGAUAACAGUGGAGAGUCAGUUCCUUGAGUUGCCACUAUAUGCCAACUCCCCGCAGGCCUAUUACGUGUUGAAGGGUGAGGCUAUGGCAGGCCUCAUUAGCCCCAUGGGAGCACCAACGAAUCUCAGGCGACUGAGAGAGGGAGACGCCUUUGCGAUUCCCAGGGGAUGGGCGCGGUGGAUUUGGAACAACGGCCGGCAGCCGUUCCAGGUUCUCUCCGUCGCCGAUACUUCUGAUGCCGCUGCUGACACCUCCAAGGGCACGCCAAGUGCUGCCAGCCGCUACACCGUCUUCCACCUCAUGGGCGCGCAGAAGGAGAACUUUGGAAGUAUUCUGCACGGCUUCAGCCCGGACCUGCUGGCACAGGCAUGGGACGUGGAGGAGGGGGAGGUGCAGCAGCUGCUGCAGGCGCAGCAGGAGAGCGUAUUUGUCAAAGUCACACCACAGCUUCGGGCAGAGCUGGAAAACUAUGGGGAGGAUGAAGAGGAGGAGAAUGAGGAGGAGGAGAAUGAGAAUGAGAAUGAGACUGAGAAUGAGAAUGCGACUGAGAAUGAGGAGGAGGAGGAGGUGGAGGAGGCAGAGGAGAAUGAGGGGGGAGAUGAGGAGGCGUACGGGGGAAGGGGGAACGACCAGCCGCACUUUGGCAAGGGAGCAAAACCCAGUGUGAGCAUCUUUGCGGAUUUCACCUACAACCUCAAGACCCGCCAGCCGGACAUUGUUGCGAAGCGCGGCGGCAACAUGACAGUCGCGAAUGGAUACAAGCUCCCGGCGUUCCGCAAAGUGGGGUUUGCAGUGGCGCGCUUCAGCCUGGAGGGCAACGCCAUGACGGCUCCCAGGUGGCUGGCGAAUGCUGCUUCGACGCUGUAUGUCACCAAGGGCAAGGGGUGUGUGGAGAUCACGUACCCUGAUGGCAGGCAGGCGCUGCGCCAUGAUGUGAAGGAGGGGGACUUCGUGGUCGUUCCUGCCAGCUACCCACACGCUGCUCUGGCCUACGGGGAGGGUCUGGAGUGCAUUGCCAUGAUUCCCAAGAGCCGCCCGCAGGCGGGGUUCCUGGCGGGGGCGAACUCGGUGUUCCGCAUGCUGCCUCGCAUUAUCCAGCGCGCCGCUUUCAACGCCGAUGAGAAGCUGCUGGAGAAGCUGCGCGCGACUAGGCAGAGCGAGUAUGGCAUCCUGCGCCCAGGUCAGGGAGAGGCGGAGGAGGAGAUACCGAUGCUCAUUGAGCAGGUGGUGGGCUUCUGA